Molecule: messenger RNA, 1272 nt
Organism: Lachancea mirantina
Lineage: Eukaryota; Fungi; Ascomycota; Saccharomycetes; Saccharomycetales; Saccharomycetaceae
Source: the annotation of a GenBank genome assembly
AUGCUCAAAUUGAGACCUAGUUCACGUAUCAGCCAGAAGUUAUCUCAUGUUCUGGGCAAGCAGGGAUUUCAAGUAACGACUUAUGCAAGGCCCGAUGAUCUUUUGAUCACCAGAGGCCAAAAUGCUCGUCUUUUCGACGAUUUGCACAAGAAGGAAUACAUUGAUUUUACAGCUGGUAUUGCAGUGACAGCGCUAGGCCAUGCGAACCCGGAAGUUGCCAAGAUUAUGUGCGAUCAAGCCGGUAAAUUAAUCCAUUCGAGUAAUUUGUAUUUUAAUCCAGAAUGUUUGGAACUGAGCGAGAAAAUAGUCGAAAAAACUAAGGAGUUUGGUGGGCAACAUGACUGCGCCAAGGUUUUUCUUUGUAAUUCAGGUACCGAGGCCAAUGAAGCAGCGUUGAAAUUUGCCAAAAAGCACGGUAUCAAUUCUAGUCCCACGAAACAAGCAAUUCUGGCUUUUGAAAACUCCUUCCAUGGCAGAACCAUGGGCGCACUAUCUGUGACAAGCAAUCCAAAAUAUAGGGCACCUUUUGGAGACUUGGUUCCAGGCACGGAAUUUUUGAACGUUCAUGACGAAUUGACUACGCUAAGCAGUUACAUUAGUGCGAAAAAGGACAAAGUUGCAGGUCUCAUCAUCGAACCCGUCCAGGGUGAAGGUGGUGUGUUUCCAGUGCCUGCAGAAAAGCUUUUGGGCCUCAGACAAAUUUGCAAUGACAACAAUGUGGUCUUGAUCUACGACGAAAUCCAGUGUGGUAUGGGAAGAACCGGUAAACUAUGGGCACAUUCACACUUGCCUCCAGCUGCUCAUCCCGAUAUUUUCACGACUGCGAAGGCCCUGGGCAACGGUUUCCCCAUUGCCGGUACGCUGGUGAAUGAAAAAAUCAACAACGCUCUUCAAGUUGGAGACCACGGUACCACUUACGGCGGGAACCCAUUGGGCUGUGCCAUCAGCAACUAUGUUUUGGAUGUGAUCGGUGAGGACAAGUUUCUUGCCGAAGUCACAAGAAAAGGUGAACUUCUUUCCCACCGUCUCAAAAAAUUGCAACAGAAAUUCCCGGCUCAAAUCACUGACGUCAGAGGCCAAGGCCUUAUCGUUGGUGCAGAGUUCACAGAAGCACCUAAGGACGUGAUCAACGAAGCUCGCAAUCUCGGACUCUUGAUAAUUACAGCCGGUAAGUCCACGGUCAGAUUUGUGCCAGCUUUGACCAUUCCAGACGAGGACUUGAACAGCGGCCUGGAUAUUUUUGAAAAAGCUGUGGAGAAGGUCUACGGCUAG